UGCGAUUGUCAAUCCAUGUCGUGCACCUGUUGAAUCAGAGUCGGUGGACCUUUUUUCUUCUUUUCGUUAUUUUCGUUCUUCUCUGUAUUUUUAUCCCCCCCGCCUUUCUUUGAACUGUUUAUGGACUGCUGGCUUCGUCAUGUCUAGCGAAACGCCUACCGGCGCAACGGCAGACUGCCCCUCGGCGCCGUGGAGGGUAUGGUCGUCGACUACUAUGUUCGCGGUGGGCUCCCUGUGUCGCGGAUUUCUGUCAAGCCUGUGUAAUGUGGAGGUGAAUGGGAUGGAGCAGUUUUUGGAAUUGCUCGAUUCGCGGAGCGAUCCGUCGCAAAGAACGAAGGGUCUAAUUACAGUAUCAAAUCAUAUCAGCGUCAUGGAUGAUCCGUUAAUAUGGGGAGCUCUGCCUUUCAAGUAUCAUUUCGGCCUCGACUCUUGGAACAGACGCUGGUCAUUUGGUAGCCAUGAUAUUUGCUACCAGGGCAGACCGUUAUCAUUCUUCUUCGCCAUGGGGCAGGUUCUGCCUACGCACCGACUUGCGCAUUCGCUCCACGGCGGCCUUGCACAGCCGGCGAUGACGCAGGCCAUCCGAUUACUCUCCAAGGGACCCUUCUCGCCCGAGCCUCAUCUUGCAGUGCCCGAACGCCAGCGCUGGAGUUCCCAUAAUGUCUGUGUCGAUCCGUUCUCUGAUCUUCCCACUGCAUAUACAACAAAUGGCGAGGACUCGCACCUCGCGCCGUCCGCCUACGCCUGCAACUCCUACUCGUGGGUUCAUAUCUUCCCCGAAGGCAUGAUUCACCAAUCGCCGCAGAAAAUCAUGCGAUACUUCAAAUGGGGCGUUGCGCGGCUCAUCCUGGAAUCGACCGAGUGCCCGGACGUUGUUCCAAUGUGGGUGGAGGGUUUCGACCAGGUCAUGAACGAAGAGCGCACCUUUCCGCGGUUCCUUCCCCGGCCGUUCAAAAGCGUUAGCAUUACCUUUGGAAAGAAGAUCGACGCAGAGGCAGUCUUCGGGGAUAUGAGAAGGCGAUGGCAGGAAAUCAAGAAGAAGGCAGAGAAGGUGGCGCCGGAUACCAAGGAUCUAGCGGUGGGAGUCUUGAACGACGAGUUACUCUACAAUAAAGAAGCGGUGGAGCUGCGGAAAGAGGUCACCAACAAGGUCAGAGACCUAGUAUUGGAGACCCGACGAUCCCGCGGUCACUCCGAUGAAGAUCCAAAACAUGGAUUCGCCGAAACGUGGGCGCGCGAAGGACCUGACCGUGAAGGCAGGAAGAAAGAUGGGUCGAUUGUAAGGGAGAUAUGAGCCGGAGUUCUCGCCGCAGCCUGUAUGUAUUCAAUAUGCGCCAAAUGUACAUAGAUAGAUAGAAUCGCAAUAUUCAGCUUGUGGCAUCCUCGUAUUUCAAUAUUAUUUCA
Molecule: messenger RNA, 1404 nt
Organism: Penicilliopsis zonata CBS 506.65
Lineage: Eukaryota; Fungi; Ascomycota; Eurotiomycetes; Eurotiales; Aspergillaceae
Exons: 4
Coding region: 215-1294 (359 amino acids)
Biological process (GO): cardiolipin acyl-chain remodeling; inner mitochondrial membrane organization
Cellular component (GO): mitochondrial membrane
Molecular function (GO): 1-acylglycerophosphocholine O-acyltransferase activity
Source: RefSeq, a predicted model, not a curated record